This is a messenger RNA of Agrilus planipennis (emerald ash borer), 2645 nucleotides long. RefSeq names its product prolyl 4-hydroxylase subunit alpha-1 (gene PH4alphaEFB). Gene Ontology annotation, molecular function: procollagen-proline 4-dioxygenase activity; iron ion binding; L-ascorbic acid binding. The transcript is spliced from 5 exons. The record is from RefSeq and is a predicted model, not a curated record. Gene Ontology annotation, cellular component: endoplasmic reticulum. The coding region runs from base 756 to 2384 and encodes 542 amino acids. NCBI's taxonomy places the organism in Eukaryota, Metazoa, Arthropoda, Insecta, Coleoptera, Buprestidae. Gene Ontology annotation, biological process: peptidyl-proline hydroxylation to 4-hydroxy-L-proline.
UAUAGUGUUCCAAGUGAUUAAAAAGUGUUUUAAUUUUAUGUGAUCAUAAAUUAACGAUGUCUCGUCAAACCAAGCAACCUACUUAUUCGUCGUCUUAUUAGUUGUCGUACUAAACAAUUUCGGUAAUGUUUUUAACGAUUAUUAGUGACUAUUAUUCUUGUCUUAUGUGAGUAACUGUAGCCUACGGUCUGUACGUCGACAUUUGCGCGUUUGUCGUGUUCUGUGUUGCGCUUAUAUACGCUUUCAGUUCGGAAAAUUUAGUUUGGUCGGGUCUGUUUGCUCAUUCUCUUUCGCGAACCAUUUUUAGAACUAAAGAGCCAUCGAAAUCCACCCACAGCUCUUCUUAAAUCCUGUAAUCUAUAAUUAAAAGUAUAUGCGGUUGGGAUAUACAAACCCCCUAGCAAACGUUUCGCGGAAAACAUUGUUGUACGUAUAAAAUACAUUACAAUAAUGAUAAAAUCGCGAUGACUCUAUUCUAACUCUGGUGCUUGCUUGUGUUGUGUGGUGUUUUGUUUUAUAGUCUUGUCGUUUAGUUUUACGAUUAGUGGGAAGAUGUGACUCGACACGAUAGGAUAGGCUUUGUGUUGGCUUGCACUUGUUUCAAAUUUUAAUGAGUACAUUGCUCUACAACUACAGACUUAGCGGAUCAGUCGGAAAACCCGUUUUUUUUUUGUUUAAUUUAAAUGCUGAAUUUGUUGCGUUGAACCCUGUGUUUGUUUGAGGAUAUCGCUGCGUGAAAAGCUACACGUAUUAUCAUGAGGCUGUUCGCGAUAAGGUUCGCGGUGAUCUUGUUUUGCCAGAAAGUCGUGUUAUCGGAGUUGUACACAGCUUUGGUGGAUUUAAAGGAAGUGCUGUAUACGGAGGGUGUUUUGAUAAAAACUUUGGAAACCUAUAUCCAUGCCGAGACGACGAAAUUAAAGUUACUCCAAAGGUACGUCGAUUUGUACAAGAGUCAACAUCAACUGGCGUCGGAGGACGUCGACACUUACGUUGCCAACCCCAUUAAUGCCUAUCUGUUGAUUAAACGAUUGACCGCCGAUUGGAGACAAGUCGAAUCUCUUUUGCAUAUGAAUUUAGUGCAAGAAACCGUAGCAAAUAUUUCAGCAUAUAAAGAGUAUUUAAAGUUUCCAACGGACGAGGACCUCAACGGGGCUGCUGUUGCCCUUACAAGGCUGCAGGAUACUUAUAAACUUGAUACUUCAUCGUUGGCUCGGGGUGAACUAAAUGGCGUGAAAUAUAGUUCAGAAUUAAGCGCGACUGAUUGUUUCGAAUUGGGGAGACAAUCGUACAAUAACGGGGAUUUUUAUCAUACCCAAUUGUGGAUGACCGAAGCCGAUUCUAGAUUGGGCAGGGAAAAAAAUGAGACAAUCGAUAAAAGUGAAAUCCUGGAGUACUUGGCGUUUUCAACGUUUAAACUGGGAGACGUACCAUUGGCCCUGGAUUUGACCAAUAAACUUUUAGAAAUCUAUCCCAAUCACCCCAGGGCAGUGAACAAUAAAAAUUAUUACGAAAGUGCUUUAGCUAAAACGCAAGGGGCCCAUAAAAAGGGAGACGAUAACGCUUACGAUGUACCCAUUGUUAGUGACAUGCCUGUUUAUUCAGACAGUUUAGACCCCCCUGAAAGAACUUUAUACGAGCAAUUAUGCAGAGGCGAAGUCAAAACUCCAGUAGAAAUAACUUCAAAGUUAAAGUGCUAUUAUUAUAACAAAAACAGAGAUCCGUUUUUAUUAUUAGCCCCUUUUAAAGUUGAAGAAGCCUAUAAAGAUCCUGAUAUAUUCAUCUUCCAUGAUGUCAUGUACGACGAAGAAAUAGAAACGAUUAAAAAUAUGGCAAGGCCAAGGUUUAAAAGGGCCACUGUCCAAAAUUACAAAACUGGCGAGUUAGAAACCGCCCAGUAUCGUAUUAGUAAGUCCGCAUGGUUGAAAGAAAUCGAACACAAACACGUUGCGAAUGUGUGCAAGAGGGUGGUCGAUAUGACUGGAUUAACUGUUGAAACAGCAGAAGAAUUACAGGUGGUUAACUAUGGAAUAGGGGGACAUUACGAGCCCCAUUUUGACUUCGCCAGAAGGGACGAAGUGAACGCGUUUAAAAGUUUGGGAACUGGUAACAGAAUCGCGACAGUAUUAUUUUACAUGAGCGACGUUGCCCAGGGGGGUGCGACUGUCUUCCCCCAUCUUAAAUUGGCACUGUGGCCUAAAAAGGGCACCGCUGCCUUCUGGUACAACUUGCACAGCAGCGGCGAUGGCCACAUUCUUACAAGACAUGCUGCAUGUCCUGUUUUAGCAGGAUCUAAAUGGGUCUCGAACAAAUGGAUCCAUGAAAUGGGACAAGAGUUUCGAAGGCCUUGCGAUCUACAACCACCCCCUCCAGAGCUCACAAUAUAAAAGUUUCUCUCAAGGGUUCGAUUUCCUUUCUCUAUUUUUAUCUCUUAGCAAACGUAAAACAUUCGUUUUGUUCUAUUACUUUACCAUUUUUUGUAUAAAGUAAUUAUGAUACUUAUUUAAAUAAUUUUUAUUAAAGCUAUUUACCCCCUACUUAAAACUGCCAGUAAACGCCGAGAUAUUUUAUAUUACGUAAAUGGUGAUUUAGCAAUUGUGAUUGAAUUUGAUUGAUACUGAAUAGACUUUAAGGAAUAUUUAAAAAUG